CGGGGCGCGGCGGCGCGCGCAGGCGCAGAGGCGGCGGCGGGGCGGAAGCGCCGGGCCGGGCCGGGCCGGGGCGGGCAGCGUUGGGCGCCGUGACGAGCCGCCGGUGCUCGUCGCCGCAGGCGGGAUGGCGGAGCCCAGCCGGCCGCAGCGGAAGCUGUCGCGGGCCGGGGAGAGCCUCUACCAUGUCCUGGGCCUGGAGAAGGGCGCCUCCCCCGAGGAGAUCAAGAAGGCCUACCGGAAGCUGGCGCUCAAGUACCACCCGGACAAGAACCCCGACGACCCGGCGGCGGCCGAGCGCUUCAAGGAGAUCAACAGCGCGCACGCCACGCUGAGCGACGAGGGCAAGCGGCGCCUCUACGCCGAGUACGGCUCCAUGGGGCUCUACGUGGCCGAGCAGUUCGGCGAGGACAGCGUCAAGUACUACUUCCUCAUGUCCAAGUGGUGGUUCAAGGCCCUGGGCGUGUGCUGCGGCAUCAUCACCUGCUGCUGCUGCUGCUGCUGCUGCUGCUUCUGCUGCGGGAAGUGCCGGCCGCCCGAGGAGGACGAGUCCUACAAGUACGUCAACCCCGAGGACCUGGAGGCGCAGAUCCGCGCUGAGGACAACGACCCGCAGGUCCCUAUCGUGGUCCAGCCCCCGCCGGCCGGAGCGGAGCCGUCGCCGGGCGUCAGCACCAGGACGAACGCCUGAGGCCGGCCUCAGCCCCGCCAACAGCCCCAGGACUCUGGGCAGGGCCCCCCUUUGGGACCGCCGCUUCCCAGGACCCCUGUCGUGCCACCCGGGGCGGCUCUCCGGCCUCGCUGUGGCUACAAUCUCAGGUUAAAUUGGCCAGCAUCAGCGCAGAGGCUCCCGUGCCCCUGUUUGAGCUCCGCAGAGGCGCCCCUGUGUCCAGCACUGGCGCCGGAGGUGGCCCGGAGCCCCCGGCCGCUGCGCCCCAUCCGCAGUGCCUCCCCUGCCGCUGCGUCCCAGCCCCGCCCGGGGCGCCAGCGCCCAGGCGAGGCCCCGCUGGAGCAGGCGGAACCCACUGUGACUGGACUAUGACCGGGGAGGGAGGCCGGGGCUGGCUCCCUGCUGGGACCGCCCGCCGGCACGGCGCUCCGGCACGGCGCUGCCGCCCCGCUGCCGCCCCGCUGCCGCCUGGCCGCUCACCAGCAGCCCCGGCCCCUCGCUGCCCCGCUGCCUCUGCCUGGCUGGGGGCCACCGCUCGCGGCCAGCGUUGCCAGAGCUGGGCGCUCUCCUGGGGCCCAGCGGCGGGCGGGGCCACCCGGCCCGGGCCCCGCGGCCUGCAGCCGGUACCGAGGGCGUUUGAGACCGUGAGCACUGUAAUCCCUGGGGCUGAGCCGCUUCCCGCCCACGGGGCCCCUCCGCACGGGUGCUGGGUGCCAAACGCUGCCGGCGAGGCUGGGGCGCGGCCGCCUGCACCUCCUGCCUCUGCCCUCGGGGCCCCGGGGCAGCCGCUGUACCUUGCUCUGCCUGCUGCUGGCAGGCUCCCCGCGGGCUGGGCCCGGGCACAGGCACUUUCCUUGGGUUUGUACAGGUUUUAUGGGCACCAUUAAAGAGUGAGGGGAGGGGA
Molecule: messenger RNA, 1571 nt
Organism: Dromaius novaehollandiae (emu)
Lineage: Eukaryota; Metazoa; Chordata; Aves; Casuariiformes; Dromaiidae
Gene: DNAJC5G
Product: DnaJ heat shock protein family (Hsp40) member C5 gamma
Exons: 4
Coding region: 125-688 (187 amino acids)
Source: RefSeq, a predicted model, not a curated record